AAAAAAUAUAUAUAUAUAUAUAUAUAUAUUAAACAGAGUCUAUUAUUAAAUAACUCAAGAUCAUCUCAUAAAUAUAAUAGAAUGUAACUUAAAUUACAAGAUAACUUUUAAUUAAAACUUUAUUAAAAUUUCUUGAAAGAAAUUACUAAAUGCACAUAAUCGUACCUUAGGAUUUCAAUUCCACUAUUAGAUUCAAGCUCAGGGGAAAUCGACGCCGAAAAGGUCACCAGAAUCUUAGAAUCAGAGAAAGAAUGAAAACCGCCAGAGAUCUCCUUUUGUGGGUGUCGGCGAACCCCCUCUCUUAGUCUCUUUUUUGUUCACCGUUUUUCACCUUCCCUCAUCUUCACCAUUAAAUUCUCUCUUCCCUCCAUCUCCACCUUUGCACGUUAUUGGAGUGUCAUGCCCCUUUGCACACACUCACCUUCAUUUUGCAUUAGGUUCGUGUCGGAGGUGAACCCGACCUCUAGUCUGGAAUCCUUAUGAAUCUGGCUUGGAAGAGCAAUUCUUCCCGCUUUGAGGAGUAAGAUUGGUUCCCGUUAGGUUGUUUCCAUUGGUUAAUAUAACACUUGAUGAUGUAAUAUCAUUCUGUGUAUUAGCUUUUGGAAAUAUCUCCCGUUGAUUCCGAAAGGAUAAAUGGUUGAGAAGGCCUAAUGCCCUUUAGGAAAACAUGUAGUAGCCUUAGAGAGAUACCAACCCUAAGACAUGUUUCCCUUAGCAUCCCACCCGUGAGGUUUUUGUUCUUAUAUGCAUCUGAGGUAUGAUUAGUUAUUCAUCUUCUGCAUUUAGACAUCAUUCUUGAGGUAAGGAACAUUCCAUGCACUUUGUAUCUUCACUUUCAACCCCAUGCAUAAAAAAAAGAGAGUUCAUGAUUGUUUCACAUGUCAUAUGUCCAUCCUACUCAUUUCACAUUAAAUCUUCCAUAUGUCUUGAAAAUUUCACAUGUCAUAUGUCCAUUGUAUCGCAUUUUCCAUCUCAUGCAUUGCAAAAUAUAUUUUCAUGUUCAUC
This is a messenger RNA of Rubroshorea leprosula, 1005 nucleotides long. Lineage: Eukaryota; Viridiplantae; Streptophyta; Magnoliopsida; Malvales; Dipterocarpaceae. The record is from the annotation of a GenBank genome assembly.